Panonychus citri (citrus red mite) is the source of this 1874-nucleotide messenger RNA. RefSeq lists its product as uncharacterized. Lineage: Eukaryota; Metazoa; Arthropoda; Arachnida; Trombidiformes; Tetranychidae. Bases 111 to 1682 code for a protein of 523 amino acids. The transcript is spliced from 2 exons. The record is from RefSeq and is a predicted model, not a curated record. Gene Ontology annotation, molecular function: protein binding.
GAUUGCGAGAGUGUAUAGGAAGUGGUGGUUAUUGGUGUCAAGUGAAUUCGAGAGAAAAAAGAUUUUUUUUAGAAAUGAUUGCGUUCUAAUUUCCAAUGUUAACCUAAAUUAUGUCAGAGUAUAAUCUAUUGUAUCUUUUCAACGAUAUGGACGGUGAAGAACUUGUUAAGAUUGUGAAUCGAUCUGAUUCUUACAAUGUGUCUAAAAAAAUUCUGUGUUCCGAGAUUCCUUAUUUCGAGAAAAUGUUCUGCUGUGACCUAAUUGAAGCUAAAUCAGCUAAGGUCACUGUGGAUCACGACGAGGAUGCUUUUCAUAAUGUUCUGGACUACGUCAUGAAUGACCAUCUCAUGUUGAACAUGGAACUCGUGAUCCCAACUCUACAUGUUGCUGAUUAUCUGAUGAUGGACAAUCUACAAGUUCUUUGUAGCCGAUAUUUUCUUGAUAAUUUUAAUAUCUGUAAACUACCAACUGUCCUUAAAUCUUUAUCUUCUGUGACUGAUGCCCCAUAUCAAUUUGGACUGAUUAACAAACAGAUAAUCAAUCAUUUCAUUAAUCGACAUUUCGACCAAAUCUCAUAUACUCAAGCCUUUCUCAACUUUUCAGCUGAAACCAUUGAAUACAUUUGUAAACUGGAUUUGAUAAUUGACUCGGAAUGUCAAGUGUUUGAUGCGAUAACCCGAUGGAUCCAAGUGAAUGAAGAUGAACGAAAAAUUUACAAAGACCAGUUGAUGAAAUGUAUCCGUUGGAAUCAUUGUAAUGAACAAGACAUGGAAAAGAUCAGGAGCAAUCAUGGUAACAUUGGCGAAGUUGAAAAGUCAAGUAACUCAAAUGAUGGAAUAAAAAAUCGAGUCAUAGUCAAGUUUCUCGUUGCAAUAUAUAAAUUAAGUGAAACUGUAAUUCAACUUCGAGCUUAUAAGAAUUCAAAUCGUUGGAUCAAUUGUGGUGAAUUCACUUUGAAAAAUGAUCUCUGUUGCAAUCUAAUAACCAAUGACAGUAUCACCGAUAUCGUUUACGGUUUUGGGACCAAAGGUAUUCGUUUAGAUUGGAAGGAGAAAAAGUUUAAAUAUCUCAACAUGUUCGGUGAUGAAAACUCGUACUAUGGACAAAUGUUCAAGUACAUUAUGGAUGAUCCAUCUUCCCUUGGCAGUGGAAAAUGGAUAACCCUUGAACCCGAUACAACUCAAUCACUAUCAUCGGAGGAAUUGAACGCCGUUGAAAUGAUACUUUACCACAAGGGUAAAUUCAACGCAAUUGGUAAACACAUAAUCUACAACACCUCGAAAUAUGGUAAACGCGUAUCUCAAACAUUUCUAGUCUAUCAAUCACCCGUUAUGGACCAAAGCCUAUUCUCAACUGACCCCGAGACUCGAUCGGCACACGCUUGUAUUAUCAACAAUUCAAUUUACAAAUUGGAUGAGUCACUUGACUUUCAAGAGUGCGAUGUGUCUAACCCAAAGAUGCGAACAUUAAAAUUUAUCGAUGAGAAAUUAUCCUUCGAAAACUUGGAAUUAUUGAAUCACAAUGAUGAUCUAAUUCUUUGUGAUAAAGACACCAAAAAAGCUUAUAAAUACAAUUCAUCUAAAAAUGAUUGGCAAUUCUUAUUUGAAAUAAGAACAGAAAAAAAAUUGAUCACAAUGGUAUCAAUUCAUCUACUUAAUUCUUAUCCUCAAACAAUUAUAUAAUCUCAAUCUAAUCUUAUUAUACAAAAAAAUAUAUUAUCUUAUUGUUCACAUUGUAACUUCAUUUACAUAAUAUUGUAUUGGAAAGAUUAGAAAUCGUUAAUCAAUUUCUAAGAUUUCUAUCAGAGUAAUUUCUUUGUAUCAAAUUAUAAAUAUAAUCAAAUGAAAUAUUAAUAAAAUUAUAAUCUAUCAUCA